AUGGCGACGGCAAACGGCAGAACGCAGCUGCCUUCGCCGUUUGAGUGAGUGGAAGCGCUGGGACCUCUUCCUCGCUAUCCCUGUUGAUCUUGGGUGAUCCACUGACACGCCUCAUACCACAUGAUAGCAUCGAUCAGACAUGGCAAUUCUUAGAAGUCGGCAUUUCGGUGAUGGUGCGUAGAUGAGACACACCGAAGCAUCUUCGCUACCCCAGCUGACCACCAAUCCUUGCGUCACCUUAGAUGGCGCGACGUACCGAAGGAUUGUCGUAUACAAGGUAUAUGGAGCUGUACACUGUGGUAUACAACUACUGCACCAGCAGCCGCAUGAAUGCUCCUUCAGAUGGACUCAGCGGUGGCGCUAGAGGUGAGUCGAGGAGUUACGCCCGCGGUGCUCAGACAGAAUGGCUAGUAGGAGACAGCGCUGCUGUAGAGGGCUUCAGCUGGCACACCAAUCUGGCACUGAUUCUCUCUGUCGGAGGAGGCUCCCCGGUCUGCGCAUGCGCCACGGAUGUUGGACUGAUCCUGCGUCGACUAUUCUGGAUCCUCAGGGGCAAACCUCGUCGGCGCAGAUAUGUACCGGAGGCUGAGCAGCUACUUCGUGGAGCACUCCAAAGGUGUUGCGCAGGUGAGUUCACUCAUGAGGAGGGCCUCUUUACGCCAUGUUGAAAGACUACAUUCUUCUUCUCACAGGGCGCCGCUGACCUCUCCGGCGAGGCACUGUUAAAGUAUUAUGUGUCGGAGUGGGACAGAUAUACUACGGGAUCGAAUUUUGUGCACAGACUGUUCACCUACCUCAAUCGACAUUGGGUCCGCCGGGAGAGGGAAGAGGGUCACAGGCAUGUGCACUUCAUCUACACGGUGCGUCGUCGAACGAGGCUCAUGAAAGCAUUGCAAGCCGGGAGCUUAAUCAGUUCACCCAAUUCCAAAUCGUCAAUUCAGCUUGCGCUCGUUCAAUGGAAAGAACAAAUGUUUACGGUGGUGCAGAAGAACGGGAGACUGGUCACAGCUCUCCUCAAUCAGAUUGAGAAGCAAAGGACUGGGGAGACCAUUGAAACAAGUCUGGUGAAGAAGGUAGUGGAUUCAUUUGGUGAGUCAAGUAGUUCGGCCCUCUUCAAUACGCGGUGUUGAUCUUAUAACAACGCAUGCAUGCCACUUAGUCUCGCUGGGACUGGACGAGACCGACUCCACAAAACAGAAUUUGGAGGUGUACAGACACGACUUCGAGCGGGCGUUCUUGCAGGCAACGGAAAUCUAUUACGAAGCCGAAAGCAAGAAUUUCGUCGCUAAGAAUUCUACGACCGACUACAUGAAAAAGGCGGAAGCAAGGCUGAGGGAAGAAGAAGGGCGCGUUGAGAUGUACUUGCAUCCGACUACUACAGCCAAGCUUGUGUCCACUUGUGACAAUGUCCUCAUCCGCAAUCACUCUCAACUGCUCUGGGACGAGUUCCAAGCCCUCUUAGAUGCCGCCAAGACCGACGGUAAGUCAGCAUGCCUGGGAAGCCAACGAUUCGGCCCACUCGACUGACAAGGGAUGCCCACUUUGCAAAUUAUAGACCUCUGGCGCAUGUAUACUUUGCUCUUCCGCAUUCCGGAAGGCUUGCAGCCUCUCAGAGAAAGGUUCGAGGCGCACGUCAAGCGAGUUGGCUUGAACGCCGUUGAGAAAGCGUGCGCAGGAGGCGCAGAAGGCUCAGCGGCGAGUGAAGUGGACCCCACUGCAUAUGUCAAUGCGUUGCUUGAGGUGUACGCAAGCUCUCUCAAGACCAUCCAGAAUGCCUUCCGCACCGAGGCUGGCUUCUUGGCAGCUUUGGAUAAAGCCUGCAGGGAUCUAAUGAACCGGAACAAAGCAACGGGAGCCAGCAACAGCAAGAGCCCCGAACUCUUGGCCAGACAUGCCGAUGGGCUCUUGAAGAAGAGCAAUCGUAGUGCAGAAGAGGCGAACAUGGAAGAAGCACUCAAUCAAGUGGUAAGUGCCUUGUAAGGAAGCUGAUGUCUGAGACAUCCAUAUUGGGCUCACCUCACUGUGUCCGCCUGGGUGCCUCAGAUGAUCGUGUUCAAAUAUAUCGAGGACAAAGACGUCUUCCAGAAAUUCUACUCCAAAAUGCUUGCCAAGCGUCUGGUCAACUUCACGUCAGCGUCCGACGAUGCCGAAUCCAGCAUGAUCUCAAAGCUGAAGGAAGCUUGUGGUUUCGAGUACACAAGCAAGCUUCAGAGGAUGUUCACAGACAUGGGUCUGAGCAAGGAGCUCAACGACAAUUUCCGCAAUUCGACGACUAGCCAAGGAGACGACGCUACUGGUGCAGAGAUGGACUUCUACGUCUUGGUGCUGGCCAAUGGGUUCUGGCCCCUGCCGCACGCCACAACGGAGAUCGUGAUUCCGACCGAGCUUUUGCCGACCUAUACUCGCUUUGAGCGAUACUAUGGUGCUAAGCAUUCGGGACGGAAACUCACUUGGAUGUGGCAACUCGCCAAGACCGAAAUACGCACCAACUACUUGAGCCAAAAGCUUAUCUUCCAGCUCAGUGCUUACCAGACUGCUGUCAUUCUGCAGUUCAACGCAAGCGACAGUCUCACUUACACUCAGCUUCGAGAAGCCACGGGGCUGGCGGACGCGAACCUCAAGCCUGCUUUGGUGCCGCUUGUUAAGAGCAAGGUGCUACGUCAGGAUGACGACGCCUACGAGCUGAAUACUGGUAAGUGUCUCGACGCCGUGCCGCGUGAAUGCUGCUGAAGCUUCCGCAAUGAUUGGCUCCUCAGAGUUUAAAUCAAAGAAGGUGCGCGUCAAUUUGAACAUGCCCAUGAAAGCAGAGCAAAAGGCGGAGUCCUCGGAUGUGAUGAAGACAGUCGACGAAGAUCGAAGGAUGCUACUGCAGGCCACGAUUGUGCGGUGAGUAAUCGCGGCGCUCGAUCUGAUCACCACUAAGUGCUUGAAGUGGACUGGAAGCUGACACCAAGAGAACGAAAUUAUUAUGCCAGCAUAAUGAAAGCGCGAAAGCAACUGAAGCAUAUGCAGCUGGUUGCAGAGGUCAUUUCACAGGUCUCAGCGCGCUUCCAACCAAAAGUGCCAGACAUCAAGAAGGCUAUCGAUCAGCUGAUCGACAAAGAGUACCUUGAGAGGGUGGAGGAUCAAAGAGACCUGUGAGUUCACCAGAAGCGCCGAAAGAUGACUCGUGCUGAGCGCAUCACCAUCUUUAUCCUGCAAUUACAGAUAUCAAUACUUGGCCUAG
Molecule: messenger RNA, 3226 nt
Organism: Ceraceosorus bombacis
Lineage: Eukaryota; Fungi; Basidiomycota; Exobasidiomycetes; Ceraceosorales; Ceraceosoraceae
Source: the annotation of a GenBank genome assembly